AUGGAUGAGUGGCCCUUCUAUGGGACUGCCCCAAACUGGGGUCAAUUCGUCAUCUUCGCUACCGUCCUUGUCUUGUUUGGUCUUCUCAUCUCACAGCUCUUCGAGUGGCUGCGCAAGUGUCAAGAACGUGAAGAGUAUAAGAGCGCUCUCCUUGACAUCAGUAACCAAGUUAAACAAGCCUCAGCGCAUGUGCAGCAGCAUUUUGAUUCGAUCGACGCAACUCCACGGAGUCCAGGACCGGAAACUUCGCGAAAGACACCAGCCACACAUAUUGGGAGUCGUUGCCUUCCCUCUUGCCUCUCGAACAUCGUGCGACUGGUUCAUGGCCCAGUGCCUUGCAGUUGCAAGACAGAACAGUGUCAACUUGACAAGAACGAGCCGGCAAAGUCGCAUGUGCAUUCAUUCAGUUCAAGUGGGAGGGACUAA
Macroventuria anomochaeta is the source of this 426-nucleotide messenger RNA. RefSeq lists its product as uncharacterized. The coding region runs from base 1 to 426 and encodes 141 amino acids. NCBI's taxonomy places the organism in Eukaryota, Fungi, Ascomycota, Dothideomycetes, Pleosporales, Didymellaceae. The record is from RefSeq and is a predicted model, not a curated record. The transcript has a single exon.